AUGGUCCAGCGGAACGGCAACCUGGCGGAAUCUGACGUCGGUUUCUACAGUGGCCUGGUCGAGGCGGCCUUCUCAGCGGCGCAAGCUGUGACCCUGCUGCUCUGGGGCACACUAGCCGAUCGUUUCGGGCGCAGACCGAUGCUCCUGUACAGCCUCGCCGGCAUGGCAACCGGCACGGCACUGUUCGGCACGGCUUCGGAGAUAUCGCACAUGAUGCUCCUCCGAAGCCUCACAGUCAACGAUGCAGACACUGGAGAGGGCACUCAGAGCCAAUCUGGCAGCACUCUUGAGGACCACCCGCAGGGAACCAACCUCAUGGGCCUCGACACUAAUGACAAUCAUGGAAGCUCAGAAGCAGACAUGCUGCGCCGCAUUCAACAACUCACGGAGGAGCCCACGAUGGAAGGCUCAACCGACAGUCAUUAUAUCCCCAUUGCAGAAUUGGUCAAGGGGACGGCGAGGGACGGCGAGGGGCAGCAAGGGACGGCGGCGUCCGUCACUGAGAAGAGCAGAGGGCAGUUCAAGGCACGAAGAUCUGAGGAGAGCAUCUUGAGCAUCAAGGCGGCGGACGAUGGAAACUUCCGUACCUACUAUGUCUACUAUGAACGCUAG
Molecule: messenger RNA, 612 nt
Organism: Verticillium dahliae VdLs.17
Lineage: Eukaryota; Fungi; Ascomycota; Sordariomycetes; Glomerellales; Plectosphaerellaceae
Exons: 4
Coding region: 1-612 (203 amino acids)
Biological process (GO): transmembrane transport
Molecular function (GO): transmembrane transporter activity
Source: RefSeq, a predicted model, not a curated record